Molecule: messenger RNA, 486 nt
Organism: Papaver somniferum (opium poppy)
Lineage: Eukaryota; Viridiplantae; Streptophyta; Magnoliopsida; Ranunculales; Papaveraceae
Product: extensin-1-like
Exons: 1
Coding region: 1-486 (161 amino acids)
Source: RefSeq, a predicted model, not a curated record
AUGGGAAACAAAGGAGGGAUGAAAGACUCAACGUCUCUCUUGUUUACUACUGGUGCUCUUCUUGUAGUAAUAGCAUCCUUGAGUUUUCCACUUCUUGCUGAUGCGGAUUCUAAACCUUCACACCAUGGAGUAUAUGUGUCUACACCACCACCACCAAAGAAGCCAACCUAUGUGCCUAAACCACCACCUCAUAAACCAUAUUAUAUGCCUCCGAAAUCACCAAAGAAGCCUCCAGUAAAGCAUAUGCCUCCACCACCAUAUGCGCCAGAGGAUAUGCCUUCUACAGUCGAUACGCUUCCGGCGCCAGUGGUUUAUAAGGUGUUUAAGUCGCCACCAAUUGUUGUAACAAUACCAGGGCACCCGAAAUCUCCACCAAAGGGGAAAUCUCCACCACCGCCAAAGAUGAAGAAAUUAUUCCCACCACCACCACCAAAGAAGAAAUUCCCUCCCCCACCAAAGAAGAAAUUCCGUCCCCCACUUUAUUAA